AUGGCGGACCACCUAAAUCUCGCCGCCGCAUGCAUCAGCGUAGUCGGUUUCCCGCACUGGAAGAACCAGCCCCUGGCUCUCCUCACUAUCGCCGCUGGCGCACUUCCUGGGAGAUGGUUCAAUCCUGUGCGCAUCGCCCAUAAUGCCCAGGACCUCACGAGUGACUUCUUUCCAUUAUCUAAUGCAGAUGAAAAAUCACCGGCACUAGGCGCUGAGAAUAUCACUGUUGACCUGAGCAAUCCAGUAUCGACUGAUUCCUCACCUCCGUCUAGGUCUUCCUUCGAAUCGUCACACGGGGUCACUUCUGAUAGUGGGGUCGCAACUCCGACGCCUUCGACUAUCUAUGUGCCAGUUAGUGUUGAAAACAGAACAACAACCUCUUCGACUCCUGCUUCGGUUUCGCAUUCUACUGGAAAGUCCUUGAAAUUUGAGCAUGACGCGGCUGUUGGUAAUAAUAAGACAGUACGGAACGAUCUAAGUUUGCCAGAAGAAACAGCUGGUCAGAACGAGAUAACGGCUGGCAACCCGACAGCUGUCGGAGACUAUACAGCCUCUCAGGAUGACGUAUCGCUAUCAGAAACGCCCCCUGCUAAUAUAGACAAAGAAAGAAUGAGCGCCGAUGAGAUUAUACACCCUGGUGUACCUAAGGCCGACGAAACAUACGAAAACAGCACAGCCUCCUGGCUAGUUCGCCUUUCAUCUUGGUUGAAUAAGUGGUUUUCAGAGACCAGAAACUUAAGUCUAAUCAGCUCACCGCGACCAAAUCAAUCGGCCAGCAGCGCACCUAGUUCCGCAACAGAACCUAUCUCCCAGUCAACCCAGAUUGCUAGCAGUCCAUCCUCAGCACCAUCCGAUGUCUUACCUGUCCGAAACAACGAAACCAACUCAAUCACAGUGGAGCCUCCAGUGUCGAUUCAUGAUUCCGACUUCACCACACUGCUUGUGCCCUUCCUUAUUGCCUCUUCAGCUCUAAACGCUGUACUCGUAAACUUCGGUAUCUAUUUCUGGCGACUGUCUAAGAAGGUAUCAGUUAAUCCUCAACCAAUUGUCCCCGGUCCGGUUAUUCUUCGACAAUCAACUAUUACGGCGGUCGCGGCUCAUCCUCAGCCUGUUAAUCCUUCGUCCGUCGAGCUCGAACAAUCGGAUAUCUCUAUGACAUACGAUUCUGCAUCCUUGGGCCCGUCACCUGAUUUUCUUCAGCUAUCAACUAUUGAGACUAUCGAUAGGGUGCCCCUGGACCCUUCGUAUGCCAAUGUGCAGACCCAAACUGAUUCAGUGAUCCAUACGCUGGCCUUCUCGAGUAUGUCAGGAGUAUCCGUGGAACCCCUUCCUACGGCUCUCCAAAAAUCAGACACCACCAUGGUAGCUCAAAAUACACCUGCGCCCAGUUCAUAUAACGACAUAGAGAUUCAGACGUCUCCUACAGGUCUGCCGUAUACCGACGGAGGGGCGCAGGUAGAGCCAGUCGUACCUAUCCUUGGCUUCUCGAGCAUCGAGCAAGAGCCUAUUGAUCCGGCAGCUGUUGCUCUUCAGCGAUCAGUAGUCACUACGAUCUUUGACGCUGAACCUGAGCCUCCCCCAUAUACCGACGCAGAGGCUCAGGUUGAACCAGUGAUGCCUGCCCUUGGCUUCCCGGAGGUUAAGAAACUAUCUGUAGAUCCGGUACCCGUGCCGCUUCCUUCAAAUACCAAUGUCGGGGUCCAGGUUGAACCAUUCCAUCCUACCCUUAGAGUUUCGAGUAUUGAGCAGUGGUCUGUGGAUCCAGUGUCUGUGCCACUGCCUUUGAACACCAACUCUGGGGUCCAGGUUGAAGCAGUUCGUCCUCUUCUCGAAAUCUCGAGUAACGAGCAAGUUUCUGUGGAGCCUGCUACCGUUCAAAUCCCGUAUACCAAUAUGGGGGCCCAGACAGAGCCUACUCCUCUAAACUACUCCAAGAUUGAAGAAGUCUCGAUGUCUCCCAAGCCUUCUUUAUAUGGUGACGCUGGGGUCCAGGUUGAAUCAUUCAUUCCUCAUCUCGGAAUCUCGAGCAUUGAGCAGGUUUCUGUGAAGCCUGUUCCUGUUCAGCUUCUGUGUACCGAUACGGGAGCACAGACGGAAUCUGCUUCUCUAAACUACUCAAAGAUUGAAGGAGUUUCGUCGUCUCCUGAUAAGGGAUUUCCUGUCAUACAUUUGUGUUCCGGUUGUGAAUUCGCUCCUUCAGAACACCGAUGCUCGGGUUGUCACACCGCUCCGAGAGAAAGUGACUCAGGUCGUCAAACAGACUCAGCUGAGGUUGAGCACAAUGGUUCAAGUUGCGAAGGAGAUUCUUUUCAAGUUGAUAAUACUGAAUCUGGAUUGCAGAUAGAGCCUGUUCAGAACAAGCAAAAAGAGGCAGUUGCGCACACAGACCCCGGUGCGCAAAUGGUAUUCGCCGAACCCACCAGCGCCAGUGCACCCACUGUCACCCAGCGACUGGUUCACAACCCUUUUUCCCAUGGUAACUUGAAGCCAGCACACCAACAAGACCCCAUUGACACAUUGAACCAUGUCGCUUGGCCCUACGGUCCUACAUACCCAGCACCCGAAGGCUGGCGUACGCGCGAAGACUUCACAUACCCUCUGCUCUCCCCACCCAUGCCCCCUGACCCCAAUGAUCCGAACGUCGAUAAAAAGUGGCUUUGGAACCAGAAACGGCGGUGGAAAAACCUUCGACACCUCCGUGAAAAGGAGGCGCAACUCGACUACGAAGAGUACGUCCUGGGCCCGGGCUCUGCUUCGCGCAGCGUAGAGCGGACAGAGCAUUUGUUUCGCCCUCAGUACAAGCACAUGACCGAGGAGGAAAGGGCCAAGAAGGAUAAGGAAGCAAAGAGGUUGGGUCAGCAAAAGUGGAGGAGACAACAGUGGGCUAGGAACCAGAAACCGGUGAAGGCCCAGAGAGACGGCGGGCAAAGAGACCCAUCCAAUUUCCGUGUGGAUCACCGCAAUCCUAGGAAUCUUGAGGCAGCAGGGUUCGAAUUGCCGAUCAGACUUCCAUCGAGAGAAGUGGAUGACAGGGCAAUCGGGCGGCCCGACGACAACGUCCUUGUCAAUCCACCCCAGGAAGAAAAGGCACACGCGAACGGCCCAGGUCCAGAAAACCCGGAGGAAGGACAAGGACCGGCUCUACUGAGAUUUCCAGCGGUGGACAACAGGAACCCGGGGUCUCUAGAGGAGAACGUCCUCGUCUAUCCGCCUUCGCAGGAAAAGGCACGCGCGAAAGAUCCUUGUUCAGAGGAGUCGGAAAGGAAAAAGGACCGGGGCGGUCCAGAGAGAGCCUAA
This is a messenger RNA of Paraphaeosphaeria sporulosa, 3297 nucleotides long. RefSeq lists its product as uncharacterized. Lineage: Eukaryota; Fungi; Ascomycota; Dothideomycetes; Pleosporales; Didymosphaeriaceae. Bases 1 to 3297 code for a protein of 1098 amino acids. The record is from RefSeq and is a predicted model, not a curated record. The transcript has a single exon.